This is a messenger RNA of Penicillium maclennaniae, 2088 nucleotides long. RefSeq lists its product as uncharacterized. The record is from RefSeq and is a predicted model, not a curated record. The transcript is spliced from 3 exons. NCBI's taxonomy places the organism in Eukaryota, Fungi, Ascomycota, Eurotiomycetes, Eurotiales, Aspergillaceae. Bases 1 to 2088 code for a protein of 695 amino acids.
AUGUCUGAGGGUGAGAAUACAACACUCUCUAUUGUGGAGGAUGUGCCAGUCCCCAAGCAUCUGCUGGCCACUGCAAAGUUCAGUUCUCCAUGGGAGCAGUUGAAAUGGGAGAAAUCGCUUCCCCAAAAUGAUCGCACACAAGCACGACCUUCGUCAGCAGGCAAAACCCAGUCCGGUGGGCUUAUUAGAUCUGCUAGUCUUUCCACUCGUCGUGUUCAGAGACCUCGUCCCGCAACUCGACCGCUAAGCAACCCUACCGAGCUACAUAGAUGGGACAAUAUCAGAAAAAUUGACUUUUUGACGCCUCCGGUUUCCGAUCCAGAGAAAAAUGCACCACUUUCACCGAUUAAAGAGGCCAUCCUGAGCCCUAAAGAGAGCCCGAUUAGCAGUCCAGCAAGAAGUCCAACGGCAUCUCACUUCAAAAGCAACCGGAAUAGCAUGUACGAGGUCUACGAGAAAGCCAAAGUGAGAGGUGUUGCGCUUCAACGGAAAUACUGGGUUCGACUGCUGUUCGAAUAUACUCUAUAUGCCCUGCUCGUUCUAUUUGUCUACUUUGUCCUCGUGGGUAUGCCAUUAUGGAAAGGAGCCGUCUGGUGGCUCUACUGGGUUGUGAGAGUCAAAUUUGUGAUUCAAGGAGGCUAUGCUAUUACAAUUGGCUUGGCUGCACUCUACGCAUUCCUCCCUCUCCUCAUUCUAUUCGAGAAGGAUCCUCCCACCAUCGACGACAGCAACCUUGACCUCGAAAAGAAUUACUCAAAUGCCAAGGACACAGCUCUGAUCAUCCCAUGCUAUAAGUCUGCCAAUAUCAUCGGGCCAACUUUGAAAGCCGCUUUGAAAAUCUUCCCUCCGCAGAACAUCUUUGUUAUCGCCAACGGCAAUUCCGAAACGCCUCUCGACAACACCGAAGAAGUUUGCCAGCCUUAUGGUGUGAACCACCUUUGGGUUCCCGUUGGAUCAAAAAUCGUCGCCCAAUUCGCCGGCUGCUAUGCUGCCAAGGGCUUUGAAAAUGUGCUCCUUAUCGACGACGAUUGCGCACUACCUCCCAACUUCCCCAUUGUCGCUGAUCGACUCAAGGGGAAGGUCAAGUGUAUUGGGUACACGAUCAAGAGUGUCGGUCCGGAUUCGUCGAAAGGCACAUUCUGUCAACAGGCUCAAGAUCUCGAGUAUAAGAUGUCUGGUUUGCAACGGGCUUUCUUCGGAAAACUUGGCAGUGCGACUUUCCCCCAUGGCGCAAUCUCAAUUUGGAACACGGAAUUUUUGAAGCAGACAUUUUAUGAACAUCCCGGGUUCUCUGUUUCGGAGGAUUGGUUCUUCGGAGAUAGUUGUCGUCGCCUUGGAGGACGUAUCACGAUGUGCUCUUCUGUUUUCGUGGAGACCGAAACGCCGUCUUCCGUCUUCUUCAGUGGAAGUGGUAGCCGCGGUGGCUUUGGAGAGAUGACCAUCUUCUCCCAGCGUUUCAAACGAUGGAAUUUCUUCUUCGUCGUCGGCAUGUACUAUGAUAUCAAGUACAUUCUGACAAGCUGGAAGCUUGGCUGGUGGGAGAUCGGCGCGAAGCUCUGUGUUCUCCAAGAGGUCUAUGAAACACUCAUCUACCUCAUGGCACCAUUUAUGCUCCCGAUCUCAUUCAUUGUUCGCCCUGGAUUCUGUGGCAUCCUUCUUGGCGCCACAAUUGGGAUGUAUAUCAUCAACGUCAUCAUCUUCAACGAGAUCCAUCUGCGAAAGAAGAACGAGCGCAUUGGCUAUGCCGUUUUGAUUUUCUACUAUACCUUCUACAAGAUCGCGCUCACCGUGAUCAAUGUGAUCAGCUGCUAUUGGUCUCUCUACAAAUACGGACGCUACUUCGCCAGCCGUCACCCGAAGGUCACCGAAGACCACCAAGCGAUUGAGGUUAUCCUUAGCCUCGAGCAGGAUGUGGAAGGAUCUGUCUCCGAUGAGGAGGAAUUGCUGAGGUCUCAUUCUGAGAAUGGUAACGCCUACAAAAGACUGACUUUGACGAGGACUGCGCCGGAGACGAUGGAAAAUUGGCCGCUGAGACCAGAGAUGGAGCAGACGGAAGAGUAUAGCUUCCAUUCACCUUCUUGGAUAUAG